AUGAAUUCACACGUUUUCGACAUUCAGCCAUUACAUCGCUUCUCCGGCUCCAAUGCAGCAAUCCGACGACCUAGGGAAAUCGCAUACUUCUCCUACGAUGACGAACACAACUUCCGCCUCGACGAUUCCUCAAUGCAAUACUACUACCCACCGCAACCGUCGCAAUUACCUCUCGACCUAAGCGCCGGGUUCGAGACAUUUGAGAAACUGAACGAUGCGCCGGAUGAGCAUUUGGAUGCCCUUUUGGAUACGAUUGUAGCGUUGGAACAGAAUACGCAGAAGAAAUGCGAAGCGGAUAUUGUUACCUGGAGGGGGAUGAUGACGAAGAUAGUGACAGCACCGUUUGAUAUGCUGAAUGGGUUUGAGAUGAAUGCGACAUAUUUUCAGGGAACAAUUUUCAUCGAGGAGAACAAUUCGUAUAAGAAUGCACAGAAAGAGAUUCAAAAAAAUCAACGUAUGCCACCUGGCAUGCCUUCACAAGAUAUGAUGGCUUAUUGGGGUUACAAGUUCGAAGCAGUCUCGGUCAUCCCAAAUGCCUGGGGUGAAACAAGUCGCGAAAAGAUUGAAGGGCGAAUUCACGAAGUCGUCAACAACAAAGCUCAAUAUUGCUCCGUUGUACGGACUGGUUUUGGAAGGGUGAAAUUGGUACUUGGAGGCGAGGUGGAUGCAAUCUGGGACUCCAAACCCGUUCGCAAAGAAGACCCAAUCAACUGGGUCGAGCUGAAGACCACAGCUGAGUUGGUCAACGACAAGGAGAAGCUCAAAUAUGAGCGUAAACUUCUCAAAUUCUGGGCGCAGUCCUUUCUUCUAGGAGUUCCCAAGAUUGUUGUCGGAUUUCGCGAUAGAGAUGGAAUGCUUUUGCGGCUCGAGGAGUUAGAAACCCACGGGCUGCCAGGCAAGGUUAAACGCGAGGGUCGCGGAAGUUGGGACGGGAAUAUCUGCAUCAACUUUACUGCAGCCUUCCUUGAGUGGCUGAAAACUGUGGUCAACACCGAGGGUACAUGGCGGAUUCGAAAACGGGAAAAGUCGCCGGUCAUUGAAGUGUUCAAGAUUGAAGAAAGUGGCCAUGGUGACAUACUGUCUUCCAACUUUGUCGCGUGGAGGACGAAUCAGUGA
Molecule: messenger RNA, 1116 nt
Organism: Talaromyces marneffei
Lineage: Eukaryota; Fungi; Ascomycota; Eurotiomycetes; Eurotiales; Trichocomaceae
Exons: 9
Coding region: 1-1116 (371 amino acids)
Biological process (GO): nuclear-transcribed mRNA catabolic process; NAD-cap decapping
Cellular component (GO): nucleus; cytosol
Molecular function (GO): mRNA 5'-diphosphatase activity
Source: RefSeq, a predicted model, not a curated record